This is a messenger RNA of Daucus carota subsp. sativus, 2728 nucleotides long. RefSeq lists its product as uncharacterized. The transcript is spliced from 2 exons. The coding region runs from base 689 to 2728 and encodes 679 amino acids. The record is from RefSeq and is a predicted model, not a curated record. NCBI's taxonomy places the organism in Eukaryota, Viridiplantae, Streptophyta, Magnoliopsida, Apiales, Apiaceae.
UACUUAUGUGUUGCAUCAUGCAUUUUUACACUUAGGGCACAUCAUUUAGAUUUUAAUUUUUGUUUUUAAAUUUUCGUACCUUUAAUUGUGGUGAUCGCUGGAGGACCCUAAGGUGCGUUAAUUUCUUUCUUUUCUCUAGAUUAAAACACGUAGUUUAGAGCAUCCAUAAUUGUUUAUAGCUUUUAUUAUCUCGUUGUGUGGUGCAUCAUUUUAAAUAAAUCUUAAGGGCAAAACCCACUCACAAGAUAAGGGAAGGGAUUUCAUCACUCUUUCCUUGGCCCACAACGACUUAAUCCUUCAUUUUGCAUUCCCUAGCCUUUUAAUAAAAUUGAAUUAGACAUUAGCCCCUAGGUUUCGCGCUCAAUUAGGAAGGUACCUAAAGAACGAGGUAAUCUUUAAUUAUUCCGACUCUUCGGUGUCUAAGGCAAGCGAAAGCUUACCUGGCCGAUUAAGGUUUGGUGUCUAAGCGCGGAGAUUGGCCUCUUGGCAAUGCCUGCUCCAAACUGGCCAGACCGGUCCGAAUAAUUUUGGAUUUAUCGAGUUUUUGGUGGUCCUUAACGUUAGGAGCAAGGUCUAGUUCAUUUUUAUUAGGGAACCCUAGAAUUAAGUUUUUCUUUCACUUUUACACCCUUUCUUUUGUUUGUUUUAUUUCUUCGCACUUAUUUGCUACGUGUUUACUAUCUAGUUUAUGCGAACUACUUGGGUUAGGAACGAAUCUUCUAGAUUAAUUAGACCGAUCAUCGAAAUUCCUUCUUCGUCCUCUUCGGACUCCGAACCCAUAGAAGCUAGCGAACCGAUAGUAAACAUGGCGUUGUCUCUUAAAGACCGAUGUUACCCGUCCCGUUCCGCUCAACCUUCGUGCAUCACCCUUCCUCCUGUUAAUGGGAAUAAUUUCGAGAUUAAGGCACAUCACAUUAGUAUGUUGCCUAAAUUUUUAGGGAGUGAAGGUGAGGAUCCCUAUCUUUUUAUUCAAGAAUUUGAGGAGGUUUGCGGUUUGCAAAAACUCCAACAAUUGAGCGAAGAUUCCAUUCGGCUUAGACUAAUCAACUUUGCUUUAAAAGAAAAUGCUAAAAAAUGGUUGUAUAGUCUACCCGUCAAUUCUAUUUCCACUUGGGAGGGGUUUGUGGUAAUGUUUCUUAAAAAGUAUUUUCCAAACCAUAAAACGACUCGAAUUACAAAUGAAAUAAAUCAAUUCCAUCAAAGGGAAAAUGAGUCAUUUUGGAAAUUUUUUGAUCGUUUCAAAAAUCUUUUAUCACAAUGCCCCCACCAUGGAAUAGAGAAAUGGAGACUUUGUAAGAUUGUGUACGAGGCCUUAGAUAGUCAAACAACCGCUUUGUUAGAGUCUAUGUGCCAAGGCAAGUUCAUGGAAAAAGAUGAGGACCAAGGGUGGGAAUUUUUCGAGGACUUAGCCGAGAAAACAAUGUUAUGGGAGUCCACUAGGGAACCUAAAAAGUCGAUCGAGGCGUCUAGCUCUAGGGGUUUGCACUCGAUAGGAAACAAUGUGGCAACCGAUGCCAAAUUAGCAACCCUUACUAAGCGACUCGAGGCUUUAGAGUCUCAUAGUGGCCCCUCAUCUUUGCCUAUGUUCCCGAACUAUAAUGCUCCCCAUCCCGAGAUCCAACAAUCUCACGAUUUUGAGCAAGUGAACGCAAUGUUCCAACCCAAGCCUAGAAAUGAUCCUUUUGCACCUACUUACAACCCCGGGUGGAAGAAUCACCCGAAUUUCUCGUGGAACCAAGGGCAAAAUUUUCAAACUCCACAACCUAAUUUCCCUAGGCCCAAUCCCAAUUCUUUUCCGAAUUAUCAAAACCCGAGUCAAGCUCCGUUAAAUCCUCCCGGUUUUAAUGAUUCGGAUAAGAGACUCAAUUCCUUAGAAAAGAGCAUAGAGGCCUUAGUGAAAUCGCAAACUAACUUGACCCAAUCCCAACAAACUUUCAUGCAAACUUUAACUCAAGAUAGGCAACUUUUGCAUUCUAAUGUGCAAGCCGUCUCUAAGUUAGAGUCCCAAUUGAGUCAAUUAGCAAGCACGUUGUGUGAACGAGAAAAGAACAAAUUCCCAAGUCAACCGGAGCCGAACCCAAAAUUUCCACUUAAUCAAAGACCCCCGGAUAAUGUGCAUUCGGUCAUUUCUCUUAGGUCGGGUAAACAAGUUGAUACCCAAGUUGGUGAGAACCUCGGUAAGAAAGGGGAUUCGACUUCUAACCCAAGUCCACCCCGCACUACCAUUAAUCAUGACAAACCCGAGUGUUCAAAAGCCCGUGAGGAGUCGAGUGACCCAAACCCGGAACCCGAGUUGCAAAGUGAAGUAGUCUAUAAACCGAGAGUCCCUUACCCACAAAGACUUAUUUCACCGAAGCAAUCGGCUCAAAUGGAGAAGAUUUUGGAAGUGUUUAAGCAAGUCAAGGUCAACAUACCCCUUUUAGAUGCAAUUCAACAAAUUCCUUCCUAUGCUAAGUGUCUUAAGGAGUUAUGUACCCAUAAGAGAACCAACCAUGUCCCUAAGAAAGCUUUCCUUACAUCUCACAUUAGUUCGAUUCUCUCAAACCAAAUUCCCGUGAAAUACAAGGACCCCGGUUGUCCUACAAUUUCAUGUGUCAUAGGAGAAACUUUUGUGGAUAAGGCGUUACUUGAUUUAGGGGCUAGUGUUAAUCUCCUUCCAUAUUCUGUCUACCAAGCCUUAGGUUUAGGGGAGCUCCGACAAACCAACUACAUCCAACGCGUUGAUUAA